AUGGUACGCGAUAAUUUCCUACUAUUAGACGGCUUACCGGCCGAAAUAAUCCUCCAUAUCGCAACGUUCCUUGAACCCCUAGAUAUCGUCAAACUACAGUCCGUAUGCCGCCGCUUUUACUCCCUCUACCGCGACGACAGUCUCUGGAAGACGAUAUGUUUCGAGCACUCCCGAGCCGGCCAGCGGCGCCGCGCGCAGCAGUUCAUGGCAUCCCUGGACCAGAAUCUAGCCGCCCUUGUGCAGGCGAUGGGCUCCUUGCCCGGAGGUCCACUAGCCGUACACGAUCCUUCUGCGCCGAGUGCAGAGAUGCAGGCGCAUAGACUGGCUGCGAGGGAGAAGAUGCGGGCAAUGGCCAACUGGGACCCGUCACACCCGAGCGAAAAGACAAACUUUUACGAGGACUUCGUACACCGUCAUGCGCCAAUCAGCCUGAGCUGGCUUCAACCCGCGAGGAACGGUCCUGGCGAGGACGAGGUGCCGCCUGAGGCUACCGGCAUAGGGAUACUAUACGACGAUGCCGGAGACAUGGUAGAUAAGGUUGUGGCGCCACUUGACGACGGGAGCAUUGGCAUAUGGGAUGUUUCUCCACGGGAUAAGGCUGGGUCAGUGGGAAAGAGAGGGGCGAUGAUUGAUCGCAGUGCAAAAGGCCUCCUCACGUCCAAAACCUCAGACCCAACCCAAGGCCUGUCCCUCGCAGAGAGUAGAGCAAUCAUGACAGAGACAGGCGCGGUAGAAUGUGUCAGCAUCGACGGUCGACAGAAGAAAGGAUUCUUUGCCGUCCGGAACAUACUGAACGAAGUCGACCUCUACACUCUACAGCUAGUAUCUCGACAAGAGUACCCAUUCCCGAUCACAGCCUUAUCCGAAGCAAAACACCCGACUCCCCUGACCAUCGGCACAAACAUGACCCUGCACCUCCACGAUCCCCGCAAGCGUCAAACACACGUCGGCUACGACCCCCCCGUACGCUGCGAGCUCCUCAACGCCCCCAGAAACGACUUCCACCGCCUCCUAACCGGCGACCUCGGCCCCUCGCACGCCGUUCUCUCCCAACCUGGUCCCCUCUCCAUCCUUCACAUGCCCUCCCGUGAAUGGGACGGCAACGGCUCGAUCUGGGUCGCGGGGCGCUUCACCAGCCUGCUGAACUACGACCGCCGCUUCUUCCCCCGGCUGCGCGGCACUAUCCACUCCGGCGCGCGUCUCUCGUGUCUAACCUCCCUCCCCUUCCCUUUCAUCCCGCGCGAAAAGGACCUGAUGCGCGACCUCAGCCUCUCGCUCGCAGACGUGCGCGCCGCGAAAGCCAUCCCGGGCACCACGCUCAUCGCGGCGGGGGAGUACAAGGGCAAGGGCUCGCUGGAGCUGUACGGCCUCUCGCCCUCCGCUGCACACACGACCUUAUCCACCGACUCGGUCACCGCACAAAGGAACGCGGGCAAUGCGUUCAGGAAUAGGCAGACGGCCAGCGCCUCGAAGCUGCUGGCCGCCGCUCCGCACGGCACGCGCAUCGUGUAUGCGGACGGGGACGGGAACCUGAAGUGGGUUGAGCGGGACGGCUUCACGCCUGUGCGGCGCUGGAGUGUCAAUCCCGACGCGCCGGCUGAGCCUAGGGAAGAUAUUGGGAGUUUGUUUUUCUCGCCCAGCCUGGGGAGGGGCGAGGGCGAUAUCGUGCAGAAGAUCGUACCGACCAGGGUUGUCAAUGCGCAAACGGAGAGCCGGAGACUGGGUGAGGAUAACUUGCUUAUCUGGACGGGGGAUGGAAGGGUGGGCGUUGUGGGGUUUGGGCAUGAGCCGUUGUGGCGGGGUGAGGAGUUUGAGGAGGCGGCGGAGAGGGAGAGGGAGGAGGUGAAGGGGAGGGAGGAGAGGGCGUAUGGGAGGAUGAUGAGGAGGGCGCUGGAGAGGCAGGCACAUGAGGCGAGGUGGAUUAGAGGCCUGGGAUUGGGGCGGUGA
Messenger RNA from Coniosporium apollinis CBS 100218, 1947 nucleotides. RefSeq lists its product as uncharacterized. Gene Ontology annotation, biological process: protein polyubiquitination. The coding region runs from base 1 to 1947 and encodes 648 amino acids. Gene Ontology annotation, molecular function: protein binding. NCBI's taxonomy places the organism in Eukaryota, Fungi, Ascomycota, Dothideomycetes. The record is from RefSeq and is a predicted model, not a curated record. The transcript has 2 exons.